Molecule: messenger RNA, 1311 nt
Organism: Stylonychia lemnae
Lineage: Eukaryota; Ciliophora; Spirotrichea; Sporadotrichida; Oxytrichidae
Source: the annotation of a GenBank genome assembly
AUGGCUAAAAUAAGACCUUAGUAUAUUUAAGAAUUUAAUAAAAGCUUUGAACGUUCUCCGUAACCAAAAUUUAAUAAAAAUAAGGUUCUGAAGAUGAAAUUAAAAACUUCUCAUCUGAAUACUGAAGAAACAGGAAGAAGUUUUAAGAAUAAUUUAAACAAACUUGAUUAAACAAGAGACUAACUAUUAGACGAGCUCAAUGACUCAUCAAAAAUAGAAUUUUCCAAUUAGAAUUCAGAAAGCUUUGAAUAUGAUACUGAUGAUAAUCAGCAAAAUUUAAAUUAAAAGAAACUAUAAAUUUUCAAGAAAAUAACAGAGAAAAGCGCUUUGAAAAAUGAAUUGGAAGAUAAUGAAGGUGUAAUUGUUAUACAGAGAAAUAAAACACAAUUUAUGAUUAGAGAAAAAGCUAAAAGAAAAGGUAAAAAUGCGCUUGAACUAUUAGAAUUAAAAAGCUCAAUUUUCAACAAAUCUUAGCAAAGAAAAAAGUAGCACAGGUCUGAAAUAAAUCAAUUAGAUAUUAAAAUGGAAGAAUUAGAUAAUUCAGAGCCUGAAACCGAAGAUGAUAUUAACAAAUAAUAAGUUCAAUAAUUGUAGGAUGAAUUUAACUCGUUUUAAUCGUUCAACUCAAAGAGCUAAUUGAGAUAAACUCUAAAGACUGAAUCAUUAGAAUAAUAAGAUUAAGAUAUCUAUAGAGAAUAAUCAAUAAUUAAUAAAAAAAUUAUAGUUCAGCAAGCUCAAAUUAAAUUUAGUUCCAGUAAAUCUCAAUUGGCACCUUCGGAAAAUCCAAUAAAAACAUCAGUUGAUAGAGAUAACUAAUACUAAAGUAUCCUUCAAGAGAAUAAGGCAAUUCAUGUGUUUUAAGAUGCUGAUAAAAUCAAAGGUGAUAGUUUAGGAGAUAUAAGAAACUAUUCAAAUCAUCAAAUUAGAUUUACAACUGAUAGCAAGAAGGAAGAAGAAAGCCAGAUUAUUGAUUUCUAAUAGAAUAGCUAUUGCACACAAAAUGAGGGAGAUUUUUCUCCAUUGAUGAAUGCUGAUAUAAUAAAAAUAGGUGCUUUUGAUAAAAAGUCAUAAAAUUUUGAGAAAUUAGCAUCAGAUGAUAUUAUUUAAGGAAAUGAUAAUGAUGAUAAUAAAGAAUAUGAGGAAGAUAAUUAGAGUGUGAGGGCCAAAGAGGCUUGGAUUUUAGAAAUAGAAAAUGAACUUGAAGAUUCUAGUUAUGAGUAGAAUGAUGAAGAUAACGAUGAUAAUUAUGAGGCUUAAGAUUUAAAUAAUGAUUAAAAUAUCGAACAAAAUUGGAAAGAUUUAAAUAAUUGA